Limulus polyphemus (Atlantic horseshoe crab) is the source of this 4173-nucleotide messenger RNA. RefSeq names its product transmembrane protein 47-like. Gene Ontology annotation, cellular component: membrane; cell-cell junction. Lineage: Eukaryota; Metazoa; Arthropoda; Merostomata; Xiphosura; Limulidae. The record is from RefSeq and is a predicted model, not a curated record. Gene Ontology annotation, biological process: cell-cell adhesion. The transcript is spliced from 5 exons. Bases 133 to 753 code for a protein of 206 amino acids.
CAAAUAACACGGAAGAGGGGAGGGGGCUUUGCUAGGAGCGUUUGGACGUCAAGGGAAUCGAAAACCUCGGCUAGUACAUCGCCGUUAAGGCUUAAGCUUUGGGCUGUUUAUUGUUAUCAGUGAAGAACAGAGAUGCUGUCAACAACUACAUCAGUUGAAACAGUAACAGUGGUACGACCUCUAAAGGUUAUAGCUUUUAUCUGUGGUUUGAUUGUGAUCCUGUUGAUGAUAUUAUGUGUGGCAUCUUCUAACUGGUUAACAGCUGAUAAGUUUCGCCAGGGACUUUGGGAACACUGUAUUGAUGAGAAUGCACCACUGCCACUUCCAUUUGACUUGAAUGCCAAGCCUGGCUGUUAUAAAGCCCGUUCAGUUGCCUAUAUCCAAGGGUCUGCUGCACUUUGUGUGAUCACUCUCCUCUGUGACAUUGGUGCCACUGUGUUAACUGGUCUAGGACUGUGUAACAAAGAACCUAUUCGCAAAUACAAGUUCUACCGAUUAGCUCUUUAUGUAAUGGUUUGUGCAUUGUUCUGCAUCCUGAUUGCCUUGGUUAUCUAUCCAGCCUGUUUUGCUGCAGAAAUUGAAGAAAGCAAUCGACAAAUUUGGGAGUUUGGAUGGGCAUAUGGAGUGGGAUGGGGGGCAGCAAUUUUUCUUUUUGGUGCCAUUAUCUUGCUGUUGUGUGACAAAGAAACUGAAGAAAUUUACUACAAGCAGAGAACCGUUACUUACAAUGGAACUAAAGAAUCCAAAGCCUGAAUUGGUAUUGGUAACCACUGUACAUACCAUUAAACAUUUUUUGAUAAAGGUUGAAUGAAGUUUUGCACAGUCAUGGACAAUCAUCUAUGUAUUGUCCUUUUUGCUCCACUGGAGAAACUUGACAUUUCUCAAUAAGAGAACUGUUAAGCACAACCUUGUGUUGUGUAUAAAAUCCAAUGGCCAAUUUUAGUAGAACUGUUCAACACAAUUUUGUGUUUUGUGCAAGAUCAUAUUCCUAAUAUCAAGUUGGUAAACUGUCAUAAUUCUUUUAAUUAUAAAAACUUGAAUUUGUGUAAAAAAUAAUAAACUUAAAUCAUUCCCCCUUAUUAUGUUCUUUAUAAUAAACAAAUAUUCUAUAAACCCUGUAUACCUAUUGUUAUUAUGGCUGGAUCAUGUAACACAAAUGCAGGAAAUUUUUUUAUAGAUAAAGUUCAGUUUAUAUUUGAUGGUGAAUGUAUUGUAGAUUAGUAAGGUAUUGGAUUUAAUUUUGUGUCAUUUUUCUUAGUAGAAUAGUAAAUAUUGUUUAUGUUAGCGAUUUGUACAGAAGAUUUAAAGAUAAUUCAGAGAACCUGCAGUUUUUGGUUCAUUUACAAGCAAAAUGUAUCUUACAGCUUUUUUCAGACAUUCUAGACGUUGACUGUUAGAAUAAAUUUAACAGUGCAGUUGCGUCAAUGAAUAUGUGAUACAUUCUAAACUGGAAGUGUUAUGAUGUUGGCAACUCUUAGCAGAUAAAUUUGGCACAAAGUUAUGCAUUCUAUAUAAGGACUAGUAUAGUCAUCAGUGCUGAAUACUGUAUAUCCAGGGUUGUAUGUUAAAAAACACACGAUAUUUAAUUUCUUUCUGUGGGUGUACUGUUUCAUAGUUAUGUACAAUUUCUCUGUGUAAGAUAUGCUGUAAAUUUUUAUUUCCAGUUCAUAGGAACCGUCUUUUCUUUAAAAUUUUUUUUUGUCAAGUAUGGUGUCUGAAAGAUUCUAACUAUAAAAACUACGAAUGGACCAAACACCUCCAGAUAUAAAUAUUUUGCACAAAAAGUUGAUGAUUAAUUUCUAAUGUAUGUUACUGUGAGUUUCCUUGUAUUAAAUGUAACUGUUAUUGAAUUAUUUGGAGUAUUAAUGUUUCUCUUUUAUUAUAUCUAAAAUCCAGGACCCAUAUAACUCCCCAAGCCCAGUGGUUCCUUAAUAUAAUCUUUAUGAUUAUUCAUAUGAAAGGCAAAGCUUGAAAAAAUAAUACAUCAGUAGUACCUUAUGUAAAAUCCACCUUAAAAUUUCUGUACGCACAUAUGAUCUUAAGAAUGAGAGAGAUUCCCCAAGUGGUUCCUAAGAUCAAUAAAUUAUUUACUGGGAAUCUUGAUUCAGUUGUUAUUGUUGUUUAACAACUACUAUACAGGAGGAUUGAAUAAUAUAAUUCAAAUCUAUACCUGAAAACAUACUUUCCAAGUGACAUGGUUUUUGUCCAUAUUCAUAGACUAUAAUUAUCCUUGAGUCAUUUAUUCCACACUAUUUACUUAUAUCUUCAUAUAAUUUAUUCUUCAUUGUCCUUAUUUCCUCUUCAUAUUCAGUAGAAAAAUAUCUCAAAUUAUUCAUCCUUCCUGGUUUCAGUAGUUAUAAGAACAAGACUUGUUGUUUACUGCUUAAUAGGGGUGGGACAAAUAUCAAAUCUGAUCUGAUUGGAUACAUAAAUUUUUCAAUGAAUUAGAUAAUCAAAUAGCAUUUCCAUCAAAGGAUUAUCUUGUGAUAUUAUACAAGCAUGACACUACUAGCACAUGCAUCAAAUGUAAGUAUUGUAUAAUCUAGCCAACUGGCAAUCUACUAGCUUCUAAACAUAAUAGCAUUUUUGUUGACACAAGAGUGGGAGACCUGCUUGUCAUAAGAGACAUUGUGUAGCUGAAAUAAACUUAACACCCACCCAUGUUGUUGCCACUGUGUGUCAGAGGUGGUAGUGACAGCAGUGGCAAGCACUGUCUCAUGCCACCGUGUGCUUCAUGUUUUCCUUAAAGGGCUUGCAAUGGCUGCUCACUCAUGUGGAACUGUACAUUUUUAAAACUAUGACCAAAGAACUAAUUUAUUACUGUACUGUAAAGAAGUGGUAACUCACAUGAGCUGCCUGCUACACAUUUGCAGUAUGAAUGGCUACAUCUAUUAUAUGAUCCAAAAAUGUCUUAAUCCAAUUGGAUAUAAGGUCCAGACUACUAUUAGUCCUAGCCCUACGUGGUUACAGUUAGUGGGCCCAUUCUUUGUUAUCUCAAUUGAUUUGUCAAGAAUUCAAAAUAUGUAAUUUGCUUAAUAAAAUACACUGCCUUCUGAUGAAAUAUUUUUUAUUUCUAGCUUUUUGCUCAAUGUAGAAUCAUACUGGUUACCUUGUGAAUAUUUAACGCAGUAAAGGGCAAUCCUCGUUUAAUUUGAAAAUAUUAGGAUAGUAAAUUACACAGGCUAUCUCAAAAAAAUUUAUUCUCAGGUGUAAAGUCUAAAAAGCAACAAAUUUUUUACUUGCCAUUUUAUUAGGUAACUAAUAAGGUCAUCCAAGAAAGUGAUACCACAUUUUACAUUCCAGUUUAUUUUACUUAAAAAAUGUGGAUUAGAAACACUUAAAAACAAUGAGAAUGGAGUUGAUAUGGUUAAUGGUUUGAUAGUCGUUAAGAGAACUACAAGAAUAAAUAAUAGCAAGAGUCAACUGUAUGAAAGUGUAAUGUGCAGGACAGAUGUGGUAUUUCAUACACAGGAAAGAAAAGUAAUGUAUUUAGAUUAAUUAAGUGCUAAAGUGUAUUGAAAUCUAAAAAAAAAUAUUUAAUCUUGGCACUAGCCAAAUAUUGAUUUUUUCCAGAAGGUAGAAUCCAUGUGAGACUUUCGAGUUCAACAAUGAUGCUUAAGAAUGUUAAAAUAAAAGUAUUCUUAUUAUGUAGUGAAAGAAAAGCCUUUUAAUUCUUGUGUCUUUUAUUUAAUGUUUAAUAGUAUCUCAAACUAGCACACUGUUACAAAAGCAGUAAACUUACAUUAUAAGUUUUUCUUAAUCACAGGUUUCUUAUUUCUUUCACUUAACGGCGUAAAAGUGAAUUCAAAUUACAUUAUGUAUGAUAAACUGAAUGGAAUGUAGAGCUAAAUGGUAACAAUAUUAAAAACAAUCUUAUUUUACCACAUAUGUUGUGGACAGAUAAUAUCAUGCUGAAAAUGCUUGAAGUAUAUAUAAAUUACUCUUCUAUUUAAGAAAAAUGACAUUCAUAAGAAGAAUUGUAAUAAAAAGGAUUAAUUAGGUCCUAAAGUAAUUGAAAAGGCUAUUGUGUUACAUGGAUAGUAAAGUAACAUUAUUGAAAUUAUUCAUGGGAAAGAAAUGGCUGUGGUAUUUUCAGGUGCAUUGAUUAUCUUACAUGUAGGAAUGUUGUCCAUAAAUAAUGAAAAGUGGCAAAACAUUAUGCAGAAUUUCUGA